Colletotrichum higginsianum IMI 349063 is the source of this 783-nucleotide messenger RNA. RefSeq names its product NAD dependent epimerase/dehydratase. The coding region runs from base 1 to 783 and encodes 260 amino acids. Lineage: Eukaryota; Fungi; Ascomycota; Sordariomycetes; Glomerellales; Glomerellaceae. The transcript is spliced from 3 exons. The record is from RefSeq and is a predicted model, not a curated record.
AUGAGCAGACACGUCCUCAUCCUCGGCGGCCACGGCAAGGUCUCGCAGUUCCUCACCCCGCUCCUCCUCAAGAAGUCGUGGACCGUCACGAGCGUCAUCCGCGCCCAGGAGCAGGUCCCCGCCAUCGAGAAGCUCGGCGCCGGUCAGGCCGGCAAGCUCAACGUGCUCGUCCGCAGCAUCGAGGACGUCUCCGACCAGGCCAAGGCCCAGGCCAUCCUCGACGAGGUGAAGCCCGACACCAUCGUCUGGAGCGCAGGUGCCGGUGGAAAGGGAAACCCCGAGAGAACGUUCGCCAUCGAUCGCGACGCCGCCAUCUACUUCGUCAAGGCCGCCGUCGCGACCCCCUCGAUCAAGAAGUUCAUCCUCGUCUCCUACCUCAGCUCCCGACGGACCAAGCCCACCUGGUGGUCUGAUCAGGCCUGGCAGGACGCCCAGGAGGGCAACAAGAAGCUUGCCAACUACUUCCAGGCCAAGGUUGCCGCCGACGAGGUCCUCUGGCAGGAGUCUAAGAAGCGCGCUGAUUUCUCCGGCGUCAGCCUGCGUCCGGGCGCGCUGACCGAGGCGCCCGCCGGCAACGUCGAGUUCGGCAGGACAAAGGGCGUCAAGGGCUCGUCGAGCAGAGAAUCCGUCGCCGAGGUCGCCGCCCUCAUCGCCGAGAACGACGCCUUCGCGACGUCAUGGGUCGACCAUCUCGACGGCGAUGAAGACCCCAAGGCAGCCGUCGACAGGGUUGCUAGAGAGAAGGUGGACGUCGCCGAGGGCGAGGAGUUCUACAAGGCUUGA